Dioszegia hungarica is the source of this 1062-nucleotide messenger RNA. Its product is annotated as putative zinc-type alcohol dehydrogenase. NCBI's taxonomy places the organism in Eukaryota, Fungi, Basidiomycota, Tremellomycetes, Tremellales, Bulleribasidiaceae. Gene Ontology annotation, biological process: alcohol metabolic process. The transcript has 7 exons. The record is from RefSeq and is a predicted model, not a curated record. Bases 1 to 1062 code for a protein of 353 amino acids. Gene Ontology annotation, molecular function: alcohol dehydrogenase (NADP+) activity; zinc ion binding.
AUGUCUGUCACUCACGCUACCGGAUAUGCCGUCUUUGACCCGAAGGACUACCUUAACUUCAAGCUGCAAAAGUACGAGCUCGAGCCAUCUGCGGACGACCGGGUGACUGUCGCUGUCGAGUGCUGCGGUGUCUGCGGAUCGGACCACCACACCAUCUCUGGUGGCUGGGGCCCAUGGGAGACCAAAUUCGUCGUGACAGGCCACGAAGUCAUCGGCAAGGUCGUCGAGGUCGGCAAGGCCGUCAAGGAGUUCAAGGUCGGCCAGCGAGUCGGUGUCGGCGCACAAGUCGGGUCGUGUGGCAAGUGCAAGGCGUGCAAGACUGGUCUUGAAAACUACUGUGUCCAGCCGGUCCACGGUUACAACACCAAGUGGUACGAUAACAAGGAGCACCAAGGGGGUUACUCUACGCACGUCCGUGCUCAGGAACUCUUUGUCUUCCCUAUCCCCGAGGGACUCAAGUCUACCGAUGCUGCCUCCAUGAUGUGCGCGGGCAUUACCACGUUCUCGCCUUUGGUACGGAACGGAGCCGGGCCUGGCAAGAAGGUCGGUGUGGUCGGUCUUGGCGGAUUGGGCCACUAUGCCGUCCUCUUCGGUAAAGCCCUCGGCGCAGAAGUGACCGUCUUCUCCCGGUCCGACGCCAAGAAGGCCGACGCCCUCAAGAUGGGCGCCGACCGGUUCAUCGCCACCGAGAACAAGGGGUUCGAGAAGGACCUCAAGCGCGACUUGGACCUCAUCAUCAUCACCGCCUCUUCCUCGUCUCUCCCCCUGGACGAGCUCCUCUCAUGUCUCGACAUUGAGAAGAAGUGCGUCUUUGUCGGUAUGCCCGAGGAAGGAUUGUCAAACGUCCGGUCCCAGACCCUCAGCGACAAUGCUGUGAGCUUGUCGAGCUCGCACCUCGGUAACAAUGCAGAAUUGAGGCAGAUGCUCCAGCUGGCGGCGGACAAGGGGAUCAAGCCGUGGGUCACCGUCAUGCCCAUGAAGGAUGCGGCCAAGGCGAUCAAGGCGGUCGAGGAUAAUUCGGUUCGGUACCGUUCGGUCCUGACCCAGGAUAUCGAGGCCUAG